CUACCCAAUAGAGAAUGUCUGAUUACACCCCAGAGAAUUCAAGCCGACACAAUAUUCGAGCAAUUAGUACGUUCAUGUGCUGACAAGACCUGUAACCCCUUUAGUGGUCAGAGAUCAAUAUGAAGAUGGUGAGCUUUAUUUACGAAAGAUGUCGAGAAACAACUCUAGAAAAAGAAACUCAAGGCAGAAAUCAGAAGAGCGAUCUGCUGAUAAAUAUAAAGACAUGGACUUUGGUAACAAAAUUCCAAAUACUAUAACUUCUCAGUCAGAUUAUUAUGGCUCUCCUAUGAAGCGUAACAGAGGUAGGAACAGCAACAAGAGCACCCUCUCGUUCUAUAAACAUGUUAUGCGAGUAUCUAGAGUAAAUGGUUCUUUUGGCAAAAGGAGAAAUUUCAGAAACAAGGGAAGGAUCAGAGUUAACACUCAUAAUCCUGCUAGACUUCCUGCCAAUGACUUUGACAUUGAUGGUCUAGACCAAGACCUCCCUACAAUAGACUUGAUGAUCGAUUACCUCGAAAAAGAAAUGCCAAAAGACGAUUACUUAGAUAGCUAUGGAUUCAACAUGGAAGAAAUGAUGAUGCAUAACAUGAAACUUAGAGAUAAAAUCACAGAUAUGAUAAAGCUCUGCAAAGAUGCUAUCCUAAGAGCUUCAAAUUUGAAAUAAGACAAUAAUCACUCAUAGGACUAUUCCUCAAGACCCUGAGUUGCGUGAUAAACGUGAGGAACUGAAAAAUUUUCAGAAACAGAAUUUAAUCGCACAGAAGUACAUCAAAGGCCUUAGCCAGAAGGCAAUGUCAAUGGAGGAAAACAAGAAGGUGGUAUCUUAUACUAAUAAAAUCCAAAAGUUAAACAAAGAGGUUAUCAAACUAGAAUCUCAUAAAAAGAAGCUCGUAGACAGUUUGUAUAAUCAAUGGAAGGACUUAACUAGCUUAAAUCCCUCUUCUGAGAUUAACUCCAAAAUCUCAAAAGCCGCUUCUAAAAUAGCUGACUACAAACAAGCCAACCUUGCUGCACAAAAUGAGCUAAAAGACCUCGAACUUCUCCACAAAUCUAUCCGCAACGAAUACACUAAACUCUCCAAGCACAAAAACGCCCUUAUCAAUAAAUAAAAUCGCACUACGAAACAACAUCCCACAGCGUGAAUUUGACAAAUAAGUCAUUUGCUCUACAAGAAGAAUACGAAACCCAAAAGAACAAGCACGAAAACUUUAAAACCCUAAUGAUCGAUAGAGGAAUUAAGCAAAUCGAUAAAAUCUUCGCUAAAGAGAAGCAAUGUGCUUCUCUUGAAGAGAAGAUUUUAGAAGUGAAGGCACGACUUGUGAAGGAGACUGAACGGAGUAGGAGGAAUUAUGAGGUGGUGAGGAGGAAGAGGGAGAGGGUUAAGGAGGUGAGGAAGGAAGGGGGAGGAAAGAGGAGUGGGGGAAUAGGGGUGCUAGAGAAAGAAGAAAUAGGGAUUUUUGACUGUAAAGAAGUGAAUUUUAAGCAAGUUUAG
Messenger RNA from Moneuplotes crassus, 1492 nucleotides. NCBI's taxonomy places the organism in Eukaryota, Ciliophora, Spirotrichea, Euplotida, Euplotidae. The record is from the annotation of a GenBank genome assembly.